This is a messenger RNA of Osmerus eperlanus (European smelt), 3519 nucleotides long. Its product is annotated as membrane-associated phosphatidylinositol transfer protein 2-like. Bases 157 to 3513 code for a protein of 1118 amino acids. The transcript is spliced from 21 exons. The record is from RefSeq and is a predicted model, not a curated record. Gene Ontology annotation, cellular component: COPII-coated ER to Golgi transport vesicle; cytoplasm. Gene Ontology annotation, molecular function: metal ion binding; glycerophospholipase activity. NCBI's taxonomy places the organism in Eukaryota, Metazoa, Chordata, Actinopteri, Osmeriformes, Osmeridae.
GACCAAGGACACCAUGGGCUCCCUGGAGGCCCAGGAGGGGGGUGGGCUCGGCGGGGGACAGCCUCCAGGCGCGAGGGGGGUCUCAGCAAGCAGUGGUCCACCUCCUCCAGGUCCUCCCGCUCGUCCAAGAGAGGAGCCAGUCCUUCUCGCCACAGCAUGUCUGAGUGGAGGAUGCAGAGCAUCGCCCGCGACUCAGACGAUAGCUCAGAAGAAGAGUUUUUCGACGCCCACGAGGGCUUCUCAGAUAAUGAAGACGUCUUUCCCAAGGAGAUUUCCAAAUGGAAUUCCAAUGACCUCAUGGACAAGAUCGAGGCAUCGGAUGCAGAUGAAGCCUCUGGUGAGCUGUACAAAGACGUGACGGGAGAUUACGAGAGAGGUGCCAGCGAGGACAGACUGGAUGAGGAUGGCUCCUCCCAGCAGUGCUCUCAGCCCUCCAAAAUCCACGUCCUGAUCUUGGUGCUGCACGGGGGCAACAUCCUGGAUACGGGCGUCGGGGAGCCGAGCAGCAAGCAGUGCGACGUCAACACCCUGAGCGCUGCGUUCCACGCCGUGAUGCGCGUGCACUACCCCGCUGCCCUGGGCCGCGUGGCCGUGCGCCUGGUGCCCUGCCCUGCCAUCUGCGCCGACGCCUUCUCCCUGGUGUCCAACCUGAGCCCCUACAGCUACGACGAGGGCUGUCUCUCCAACAGCCAGGACCACAUCCCCCUGGCUGCCCUGCCCCUCCUCGCCACCUCCUCCCCUCACUACCAGGACGCCGUGGCAACCGUCAUCCUCCGAGCCAAUCAGGUGUACUCGGACUUCCUGCGAUCACUGGAGGGGGCCUCCUUCACCGGCCAGGUGUGUGUGAUCGGGGACUGUGUGGGGGGAAUCCUGGGUUUUGACGCUCUGUGCAGCAGCAAUCAGACGGUGUGUGAAAGCCAGAACAGCAGCCGCAGGGGCAGCCUGGUGAGCGUGCAGGACCAGGACCUGCUGUCCCCCGGCAUGGUGAUCAGCAGCGGGCUGGGCUCCACCUCGCCCUCCCUGGAGGGCAGCCGGCACCUGAGCCGCAGCAACAUCGACAUCCCGCGCUGCGGGGGCGCCGACGAGCCCCGCAGGCCGCUUCCCCGCAAGAGGAGCGACUCAUCCCACGAGCUGGACACCAUCAAGCAGCACCAGGCCUUCCUGUCCAGCCUGCACUCCAGCGUGCUGCGGAGCGACGGGACGUCUCGCAGGUCCAGCAGCAGCACCAUGCUGGACGGGAGCUCCCUGGGGAAGUUCGACUUCGAGGUGGCCGAUUUCUUCCUGUUUGGCUCCCCGCUGGGCCUGGUGCUGGCGCUGAGGAAGACCGUGGUCCCCUCUCUGGACGUGGCUCUGCUGAGGCCGGCCUGCCAGCAGGUGUACAACCUGUUCCACCCUGCCGACCCCUCGGCCUCCCGUCUGGAGCCCCUCCUGGAGAAGAAGUUCCACCUGCUGCCCCCCUUCAGCGUGCCCCGCUACCAGCGCUUCCCCCUGGGGGACGGGCACUCUGCCCUGCUGGUGGAGACAGUCCAGAGCAACCCUCAGCUCCUGCCUGACAGCGGGACGCCCCUGUUCCUGCGCUGCCAGGAGACCAUCAGUGAGACGUGCAUCCCCGUGCCCGUGUUAAACUGGCAGGAGAGCUCCCUCAAGCCCACACCAGCCAACCUGGAGUCGGAUGUUGUUCAGUCUCAUGGUGGUGUCUUCAUGGACAGUUCGUACCCCUCCUCCCCCAUAACGGGGCCCCAGUCUCGGGGUCUGCGGAGGGCCAGUGAGGCCAGCAUUGCCAGCCAGGCCUCAGGAAUGGCAGACAGUUACACUGCCACCAACAUAGCCAACACACAAACGUGCCAAACUAACCAGUCAAAAAAGGUCAGCCUUUUGUCCCAGCUGGCCCUGUCCUCACAAAAUAAGUUCUUCCUGAGAAGUCCACCCAAGUCCCGCAGGAACGCCGGCCCCGCCCCGCCCCCGGUCCCUCGGGAGCCUGGCACCAGGCGCAAGCAGCAGCCCGACCCAGACCUGGACGCUGGCUCCGAGACUAACGGACGUCUGAGCCCGUGGGGCACAGACGAGCCGUGCCUCUCUGCAGGGCUGGAGAACGCCAUGUGUGACCUGAUCUCUCUGGACUCCCAGACCGAAGUGGACGAAGUCGCAGCCCGCUGGUGGGGCACCAAAAGGAUGGACUUUGCCCUCUACUGCCCCGACGCGCUGACGGCGUUCCCCACUGUGGCGCUGCCUCACCUGUUCCAUGCCUCCUACUGGGAGUCCACUGACGUGGUCUCCUUCCUGCUGCGACAGGUGAUGAGACACGAUAACUCCAGCAUCCUGGAGCUGGACGGCAAGGAGGUGUCAGAGUUCACCCCGUCCAAACCCAGGGAGAAGUGGCUCCGCAAGAGGACCCACGUCAAGAUCAGGAACGUGACAGCCAACCACCGCAUGAGUGAUGCAGUGUUCACAGAGGGCAACCAGCAGGUGUUGACAGGACGCUUUAUGUACGGACCCCUCGACAUGGUCACCCUGACUGGGGAGAAGGUGGAUCUCCACAUCAUGACUCAGCCUCCGUCCGGAGACUGGGUCUUCUUCGACACGGAGCUGACCAAUAGCAGCGGCCGGGUGUCCUUCAUCCUCCCAGAGGGAAGGAAGCUGGGAAUCGGAGUCUACCCCGUGAAAAUGGUGGUCAGAGGGGACCACACAUUUGCAGACAGCUACCUGACGGUGCUUCCCAACGGAACAGAGUUUGUGGUGUUCAGCAUCGACGGCUCGUUCGCUGCCAGUGUCUCGAUCAUGGGGAGUGACCCCAAGGUGCGCGCAGGAGCCGUGGACGUGGUCAGACACUGGCAGGACCUGGGCUACCUCAUCAUCUACGUGACGGGCCGUCCAGACAUGCAGAAGCAGCGCGUGGUGGCCUGGCUCUCUCAGCACAACUUCCCCCACGGCAUCGUGUCCUUCUGCGACGGCCUGGUCCACGACCCCCUCCGCCACAAGGCCAACUUCCUCAAGUCCCUCACAGAGGCGCACAUGAAGAUCAUCGCAGGCUACGGUUCGACUAAAGACAUCUCCGUCUACACGGCCAUCGGUCUCACUUCCUCACAGAUCUACAUCGUUGGCCGGCCGUCCAAGAAGAUGCAACAUCAGUGCCAGUUCAUCACGGAGGGCUACGCCACCCACCUGUCUCAGCUGGAGUACACCCACCGCUCCCGGCCCGCCAAGACCUGCAGCGCCCGCAUGGUCCUGCGGAAAGGCAGCUUCGGCCUGGGCACCAACAGCGACUACCUGCGCAAGCGGAACCACCUGCUGCGCACCAUCUCCGCCCAGCCAGCCCCAACCUCGCCCACGGGCGCGGCUCACGGGCGGCCGGAGCGCACGCAGAGCCAGUCGGACACGGAGCGCGUGGAGCGGGAGCGGCCUGAGAGGAGCCACGGGCAGGGACCCGCCCAGCGCAGCAUGAGCAUGGCCGCCAGCUGCUUCGGACGCAGCGGCAGCACCAAGCUGGAGCCUGGAGCUUUCAACCUGAAAUAGGGAGAG